Messenger RNA from Malaya genurostris, 2376 nucleotides. RefSeq names its product E3 ubiquitin-protein transferase MAEA (gene Kaz). The transcript has 3 exons. The record is from RefSeq and is a predicted model, not a curated record. The coding region runs from base 276 to 1460 and encodes 394 amino acids. Gene Ontology annotation, biological process: proteasome-mediated ubiquitin-dependent protein catabolic process. Gene Ontology annotation, cellular component: nucleus; GID complex; cytoplasm. Lineage: Eukaryota; Metazoa; Arthropoda; Insecta; Diptera; Culicidae. Gene Ontology annotation, molecular function: protein binding; ubiquitin protein ligase activity.
GUUGUGGCAAUCAAACGAAUUCGUUUGGGAAGAAAAAAAUUUGUGUGCUGCAGCGUAGCAAAUCAGACUCAAUUUUGGAGACAGGUUCGUGCCCGAAGGUUUGCUGCUCGAUCGGUUUGCAGUUUUCUUUUAAUGCGAAUUGUUAGUGUACGAUAGUUUUCCUAUAAUAGAUAAGUUCUAAUAUCAGGAGAUUAGGUUUGUGAGUAAUAUUACCAGUUAGAAAGUUGGAAAUAGUUCCCGAUAUUUUGGGGGUACCGUGUUCUUGUUUCUGGUAAAUGGCUGAAAUAAAGGCCAUGGAGCACCCGACUUUGAAGGUGCCGUAUGAAAUCCUGAAUAAAAAGUUCCGCAUCGCUCAGAAAACUCUAGAUCGUGAGUUAAGUCAGAUUCAGAAUGCCGCCUCGGAGCUGGAGAAGGGUCUCUCGGAGGGUUCGGCCGGAUCGGAAAUUUCUCGGCUCCUGGGUGGCGUCGUCGAGCGAUUGCAUAUGCUGAAGCGGAAAGCGGAGGAGAGCAUUUCGGAGGAACUGUCCGCGGGAUUGGUUUGCAAGCGUCGCUUGGAACAUCUGAAACAGAAUGUCAACCCUCCGAUGGACACCGGCACCACCGAGCUGCAAGUGGCCGCCACCAAUCAGUGGAAGAAAGUGCGAUUGGAUCGUAUGAUUGUGGAACACUUUCUGCGACUGGGAUAUUACGAUACGGCCGAACGUUUGGCCGUACGCAGUGGGAUCCGAGAUCUCACCAAUUUGGACAUAUUUCAAAUCACCCGCGAGGUCGAACGGGACUUGGCUUGCCGGAGCACCGCCAAGUGCAUUAUUUGGUGCAACGACAACAAAUCCAAGCUGAAAAAGAUCAAUUCGAACAUUGAGUUCCAGCUUCGGGUACAGGAGUUCGUCGAGCUAAUCCGCGACGAUAAACGCCUGAUGGCGGUGAAGCACGCUCAGAAGUAUUUCCCCGCGUUCGAACACGAACAGUUGAAGGAGAUUCGUCAGUGCAUGGCCCUGCUGGCAUUCCCCGUCAACACCGAGAUCGAACCGUACAAAACUCUAUUCGAACCGCAACGCUGGAACGAUUUGGUCCUUCAUUUUCGUCUCGAAAACUAUCGGCUAUUUCAGUUGCCGGCACAAUCGGUGCUGAGUGUUGCCGUGCAGGCCGGCAUUUCUGCUCUGAAAACUCCGCAGUGUUACUCGGCCACAUCGAAGAACAUGAACUGUCCGGUCUGUCAGAAGAACAUCAACGAGAUCGCCGAUAAUCUGCCGUUCUCGCACUGUGCUCAGAGCAGACUUAUUUGCAGAAUCACUGGUAAGCCACUGAACGAGCACAACCUACCGAUGAUGCUGCCAAAUGGACAAAUUUUCGGGCAGCAAGCCAUCGAGCAGAUGCGUCGCGACAAUGACAUCAUCGUUUGCCCGAAAACAAACGACACUUUCCGCUCGCCGAAGAUUGAGAAAGUUUUCGUUAUGUAGUAGAGUGAUUGUAGUACGAUUACCUCUCAUUAUUUGCUACUACAGCAUCUUGUAAAAUUCUACUCCUAACGAACACCCAGUUCCACGAUCCUGUUCUAGGUGUUCCACCGUAUUUCGGUGUGGGACACAAAGAAAAUUCAUUCGAAGGGAUGAGACAGUUUCGCUAGGACUUUAUUUCCUUGAUUUUUUUUUGUUGAGCAAUUUUAAAAUGAACCUACGAGGCGGGCGAAACAGCAAGUGAAAAACGAUUUGGAUUCUUUUUUUUUUAAUUUGAUUACACGUAAUGAAUGUAGCAAUAGCGUACAUAUAUCAACUUAUAUAUACAUGCCUAUAUGAUAGUAAGCUAAAAUAAGACGUGAAUCAGCCAGUUGAAGGCUGGCCAAUUGAUGCACGAGAAGUGCAACCGUUUUAAUACCAAAAACAUGCCAUUUGUUUGAAGUGACAUCUUAUUCUGAUGCUUUUGUAUCUUUCAACUUUGCAGUGUUAUAAAUGAGUUAUUUUAUAUAUAUUUUUUAUUUGUUAGCAGUCAUAUCGAUAGCUGUUAAAAUUCGAACAAAGCGGAAUUAUUGGUACACUCGGGAAAUGUUUACAAAAUUUCGUGGCUUUCUAUUGAUAUUACUGAGAAUAGUAAAAGCAAUUUUAUAUGAAAAUAAAAAUUUGAACUUGAACUACUCUGCAAUGCGAUUAUUUUUUUUGUUCUCUUAAUUUCGCAAGACGUAUGGCUUGUUUCUUUCCCAGAGAAUAAUGUGUGAGGUUGAGAAAAAAAUUGUAUCGUACUUCGCCAAUAACGAACAAUGUUUUAUUCUAGGGGAAGGCCCAGUAUCAAUAAGAACCGAGAAAUCCAUAUUCAGACACUGACAAAAAUAAUAACUCUCAAAAAUAACAAUAUAGAUUUUUAUCUUUAUAUCCCUGAAAA